Encephalitozoon cuniculi GB-M1 is the source of this 546-nucleotide messenger RNA. RefSeq names its product HMG domain-containing chromatin-associated protein. Lineage: Eukaryota; Fungi; Microsporidia; Unikaryonidae. The transcript has a single exon. Bases 1 to 546 code for a protein of 181 amino acids. The record is from RefSeq and is marked provisional.
AUGGUAACCGAGAAGAGCAAAAAACCAAGAAGCAAAACGGCAGUAAAAAGGCGCAAGGACCCCAAUGCACCAAAGAAGCCGAUGUCGGGGUACUUUAUUUUUGGGCAAGAGCAAAGGAAGAAGAACGAGGAGCUGAGUAGGUUGCCCGUGGCAGACCAAGGAAGAGCGAUUUCCGAGAUGUGGAAGAAGCUGUCUGAUGAAGAAAGGGAGGAAUACAACAAGAUUUCAAACAGGGAGCGCGAGCUAUACCAGGCAAGGAUUGAGGAGUAUAAGAAGAGUGACGAGUAUCACAACCACCUUGAGAAGGUUGCUGCUGAUGAGGCGGCGGCAGGAAAGAAGAAGAAGGGAAUCAAGAAGGUGACUGGAUACAACGAGUUUUUCAAGGCUGUCCGCAAGGCUGUUUCUGAGGAGAACCCAAGCUUCACGAUGAUGGAGACCACGUCUGCUGUUGCAAAGAGAUGGAAGGAGCUGAGCGAGGAUGAGAAAGCCGUCUACAACAAGAUUGCCGAGGAAAAGAAUGUGAAGGCUGGUCUGGUUGGGGGAUAG